Pocillopora damicornis (cauliflower coral) is the source of this 1810-nucleotide messenger RNA. RefSeq lists its product as uncharacterized. Gene Ontology annotation, molecular function: GTP binding; GTPase activity. Lineage: Eukaryota; Metazoa; Cnidaria; Anthozoa; Scleractinia; Pocilloporidae. The record is from RefSeq and is a predicted model, not a curated record.
GCAAAAGACUGGGUGCUAGGAGAUGUCAACAAACAUGUCGGACCAUGACUACGCUUUCAAGGUUCUUGUUUUGGGAGAUAGUUCUGUUGGAAAAUCCAGUCUGAUUAGAAGAUUUCACUCAAAUGUUUUUGAUAAACGACUUCCUACGACUAUUGGAGUCGACUUUUUUAUCCACGACCUGGAAGUAGACGGGAAGAAAGUCAAGCUUCAUUUGUGGGACACAGCAGGUGAAGAGAGAUUCAGACAGAAUGGACUGACCAGCUCCUAUUACAGGGGUGCUCAGGGCGCACUCAUGGUGUUCUCUCUGUCAUCACGCAAAUCAUUUGAAAAUAUCCAGACUCACUGGUUGGAGGAAUUUUACCAGAAGAGCAGUGGAUCAGAUACAGUUACAGUUUUAGUGGGUAACAAAUGUGACUUGGAGGAUAAAAGAGAAGUUGAUGAAGAUGACAUAAGGGAAUUUGCAGAGUUGAAUUCCAUGUGUUGGUUAGAAACAAGCGCCAAAGACUGUACUAAUGUGAAAGAAGCUUUUGAAACAAUGGCUUACAAACUGUGUGAGAGCCAUGAGCAGUAUCUGUCAUUUUCAUCAGAGAACAGCAUUGGACCAAGUAGUUUUACCCUUCAUGGAGCCUAUGGUGUGCCUGAACAAACAGAAGGCUAUUGUUCUGGUUGUACUUCAACAAGUUAACUACAGUUAAAUGAUUACAGUGUUAAAUGAUUGUUUGUCUUGUCACAACUGAGAAUAGCAUAGGAGAGAUUCUGAUCCUGUUUCUUGCAUAAAUUUUAGAAAAUUCAUGUGUCACUUAUUUAAAAAAAAAGAAACAAAAUCUCUGUGCUUGUGUUCAAGGUUUCAGUGAAAUCUUGAGGUUUCCAUAAAAUAAAAGAACAAAUUCACAAGUCAUGUACAUUUCAUGAGGCAAAUCAGGCCAUAGGCUGAUGAUAAAUUCAUGAAUUAUGCGCCUAUUUAAAAAAUUCACAUAUUGCAUAUAAACUCUAUGGUUCCAUACACAUUUUUAAUGUUGAAACACUGUAAGUAAAACACGCCUUGUAUGGAGGCUGUUUGAGAUUGGGCAGGCAAGGCCAAUGUAUGAGAAGAUCUAGGCCACAGUCUUACCUAUAAAUCAGCCACAGUCAUUCUUUGAGAUAUCUCUCCUACACACAGGGUUUCACUGGAUUUUAAGUGUGUUAUCUAAGAGUGCAGUUGAGCUUUUAGUUAUUAUUGCACUCUACAAUUUAUGAUGUAGGUCACAGUCUACUAGGAUAACAGCAUUCUUUUGAGGAAGAAAAUAGUUAAUAGAAGUAAAGGUAGGGUUCAGUUCUUCCCUCCACUUAAGCCUGCAUACCAAACCCCCCAGUUGAAUCUGACUUUAAAAAGAGGAACAUUGAAAAUUAAUUAGUUCUGUCUGGUUCUGUCUGGAAGUAAGAAGAUACAUUACUUUCAGCUUUUUCUUCUUGUCAGAAUUCAUAUUUGUGCUUUCUCCAAGGCAUUAGUGAGAAUUAGCCAUAGCUAGCUCAACUACAAAAUAGCAACAUUUUCAAAAUGCACCAAUCAUAUGUAAAUAGAAAGUCUCUAAAUAUUAGAAAGCAACAUUACAUGGAAACUAAUGUCAAGUUUAAUGACUGCAUAAGCAACAUGUUUAAUAGAUAAGUUUUCUGACAGUCAUAAUGUUAAGAAUGUAAGUUACUGGUAGUUACUUCUCAUUUAUUUUAUGUUAUGGUUGUAGUUACAAAAUAGACUUAAUGGCAGGUAUUUGAUAACAUCAUAUUCAAUUUGAAAACCUAAUUUUUAAAUGAAUACAAAUAUAAAUGACCA